UUUUCACUUUGUCUGAAUGUGACAGGCAACCAACAGCAUGCUAGCCCGCCUUCCCGUCUGUCUGUCUGUCUGUCUGUCUGACCGUCUCCAAGGCAACCAAGUGUAAACGUACAGCAGGAGGCAUGCAGCAAAAAACAGAGGAAAGGAGAGGAAACACUAGAGCGGAGAGUCUGUUGAAAAGGAUCAAAGGUUUGCUUGUCAAAUGUCCACAGAUGCUCAGAAAAGACGCACAGGUGGAUUACUUUAAUGUGGGGAAAGACACAAAUGAAAUGACAUCACCACAGUAAGUACAGAUUAGUUCAUUUCAACAUUUUAUCUCAAGUCAUGGCUGCUCGUUGUACAUUUAAAACUGCUGACAAUCACCGACGAGGAAUAAAAUGAACAACAGAAAGUUUAUUCACAUCUUCUAAAAUUCACUUUUCUCAGUUAUUUUAUAGAUGAUAUUGCUUUUAAUGUGUUGAUAUAUUAGACACUUCAGCCAUCUUGACUCUGUUAGUGUCGUCAAACAUUAAACCUGAGAGAGUUCAGCCCUCAAAGAGUCAUUUCUCUUAUACAAACACACAUACAAGUACACGUGCUCCCACACAUAAACAUGUAAACUGUUAUUGAUGGAGAAGCUUGUUCAGUGAAAAAAAAUCAUGAGUAAUUCCUGUCGCACCCCCUGUGGUGUCUCUGCUGGGACCACUGGGUCAUUAGAGAAUUACAUCACAGCAGUAACAUCACAGUAAUGAUCACGUAGACAUAUAGACUACUGUAGACACUGAGCUGCAUGGACUUGGUCAGAUAUAUCAGUGCAGUGUUUCCAAUCAUUUAUUUUUUUCCCCUCUCAUUUAUUGCUUCCCAUAAUAAUAAAAUAGCACAAGUCUGACCUGACUUCCUGACUGCUCAGACUGGGAACGUUUCUUCAGCUUCGGCUCACACAGCUCCGACUGGAAACCUGUCAACUAUGGAGAGAAGUGAGAAGACAGAGAGGAGGUGGCGGGGUGUUGCUGAGAUGCUGAGAAGAGAGCAGGAGGAGGAAAAGGAAGAGGUUUUGGGAGUGAGACCAGAGGUGGACAGCCAGGAGGAGCUGGAGGUGUCUGACACUGAGGAUGAGGGGGAGCGCUGCCUUAUCGCUGCCUGCCGUAAAGGCAUGGCUGAUGUGGUGCAGCGGUUGCUGAAGACCGGGACUGACAUGACCUUGUGUAACUGCAGCCAGGAGACAGCGCUCCACGUAAGCCCUCCUGAGCUCCAGGGAAAAGUGCUGGGGUGGAUGUCGAGGCCUCAUCUGCCUCCCCAGGCACAGCUGCUGCAGGCUUCCUGGCAAGGAGACUUGCACUCCUUACAGCACCUUCUGGCUCAGGCGGACGGAUGGAUGGAUGUGAACGUUCCUAACAGCGACAGUGUGACGGCUGUGAUGCUCGCUGUCAGGGACAUUGACCUGUUUGAGAGCAUGGCGACACCACUGCCAUGGGACCACAGACCUGUGGAGGUGGUCAAAGAACUGCUAGGACUCUCGGCUGACCUGCAGGUACGAGACCACAGCGGCUGCUCUGCACUUCACUACGCUGCAAACAUCAACAGCCCUCUGAAGGAGGAGAUCAUUCACAUGAUGGUUGAGGCCCUCAGUCACACAGAUGCUGCCCCCGUCUCACCCCUCGCCCCUGACAAAUACUCAUGCCAGGAUUUGGAUUCAGAGUUUGAAGAUUCUGACAUAGAGCUGGACAUUGUGAGCAUUUCUCCUCAUCAGUCGACAGCAGCCUCCCCCACGCAGACACACACCCAUCAACACCGUGUUCUGCUUUACAGCCACACCGGGGAAGUGCUGGAGUCUCCAGGGUGCCCUCCUCGGUCUGACCAUCAUAAAGAUCUCAGUCAAGAUAAGGGAAUCCCCCUCUGUUUCCAAAACGCCAUGGAAACACUGAGAGACAUCAGGCAAGUGUACCAGGACGCAGGGAGGGGAAGCAGCAGAGGAGGUUUGUCUCUGCCGAGCCUGAGCGACAGCAGCAGACGCCUGGGUCAUGUGGAUCCUGCUCCCUCGUGUGGUUUGCUGAGCGCCAGGACCCCCUGUGUCCCCGUGCCCCCGAGACACAGGCAGAGGACAAGAAGUGUGGUUGCUGCAUGCCCGUCCUCCCCCGGCCUGCUGUCUGUGGCUGAGCCAAGCCAGCUCAGCCAAUCAGCCCCGAGCAUCAUGGAGCCUCUGCUGUGUUCAAACACUAUGAUGCAGGCCAGGGCACACAUCCAGACCCGACUGGGUUCUCAAGAUACUGUAGAUGAACAAAAGGCGAGUUUUACCCCCUAAAAAAUCUUUACAUCAGUCUCACCUAUUUGUCUUGCUAUACUUAUAAUACAAAAAUCUAUCUACCUUGGCAGUCAUACC
Lates calcarifer (barramundi perch) is the source of this 2359-nucleotide messenger RNA. RefSeq names its product mitogen-activated protein kinase kinase kinase 19. NCBI's taxonomy places the organism in Eukaryota, Metazoa, Chordata, Actinopteri, Centropomidae. Gene Ontology annotation, molecular function: protein binding. The transcript has 10 exons. The record is from RefSeq and is a predicted model, not a curated record. The coding region runs from base 947 to 2281 and encodes 444 amino acids.